AUGUUCGUUACUGCAUCUCGGGCAGCCCGUCCGCUUUUUGGCGAGGCGUAUUUGCACCCAACGAUCGACGAUGAUGUCUUUCAAGAUAGACCCUCGGAUAUGACGCAGACAGGGAAUUUCGACAAAGGAAUACCCUUGAUAGCAUCCUGGGUCACAAAUGAUGAAGCUUGGUACGUGCUGCUGUCCAUUGUAGCGGACGACGAAUUUCUAGCGAAUUUCGGACUAUGGCUACACAAACUUUCCGAGUCUACGAAAGAGAAGCUCUUUGCCUCGUGCACCGACCCCAAGCGCAAGCGCUUUGUGCUCUCGCCGACUAUCUCACAGCCAGUAGCCGCCCACCUUCGCCAGGGGCUCCUGAAACACAUCAACCCGCUGCACUUAGGCGCUGUGUACAUUAUCUGCCGGCCAGGUCGGAACCUAAUUGCCUUCCACGCCCUCAAUUCGAGCCCUGGCUGUUUAAAGAUGAUAUCCCGCGAAAUGCCAGCAUACAGUCAACCAGGACCCUCUCCCAGCAGCUCUGACACUCGCAGUUUACAUGGUGAUGAGUUUUAUGCACUAAACACAUACCAAACGCAUGCACAGUCUUGCCCGUACUGUGGCGCGCCCUUGGACUCCUCCAUCAUCUGCGACGAGGGCCUUCCUUUGGCUCGCCGCCUCACCGAGUAUAUCUCCCAGCGACGUAACAGCUUUUUCGCUUUGCGCAGUCAUGACGACGACAGGACUGACCGAGUCCGCAUCCCCGUCCAAGCCUACGCCAUACGGGCCCUUCUGGCGGCAGUCGAGCAAGGUCUUUGCAUCUCCACCGCCACGCGCAGCAGCCCCAACACAGGGAAUGACGGUCCACAUGCACCUGUCGGCAUAGAAGAGCGCCAAUCGCGUGACUUUCUUCAAUCUCCACACAUUCUUAUCUGCAAAUGCUCUCGCUGGAAAAGAUGUUGCUACGUGCGGUGCUCCUCACGUCCGCUGUCGUGUCUUCCGAAUACUUUGGGCGCGACUCUUGGGGUAGGAUGCAGCGCCCGCAGAUCAAAAGUUCGGUUUGAUAUUCAAUGGGUCUCGUGA
Messenger RNA from Penicillium antarcticum, 1059 nucleotides. RefSeq names its product Carboxylesterase type B. The record is from RefSeq and is a predicted model, not a curated record. Lineage: Eukaryota; Fungi; Ascomycota; Eurotiomycetes; Eurotiales; Aspergillaceae. The coding region runs from base 1 to 1059 and encodes 352 amino acids. The transcript is spliced from 2 exons.